Molecule: messenger RNA, 1476 nt
Organism: Hyposmocoma kahamanoa
Lineage: Eukaryota; Metazoa; Arthropoda; Insecta; Lepidoptera; Cosmopterigidae
Product: jerky protein homolog-like
Exons: 1
Coding region: 1-1359 (452 amino acids)
Cellular component (GO): nucleus
Molecular function (GO): DNA binding
Source: RefSeq, a predicted model, not a curated record
AUGCAAAUCAUAAACAUGCUGGAUAACGGUGAAACAAUGACAGAUGUUGCUUUGCAUUACGGCAUUGGACGUUCUACAAUUUACGACAUAAAGUUAAGGCGUACUAAAAUAAUGGCGAACGUGAAUAAUAUUUCCGAGAAUCGGAGGACUUUGAAGCUCGGACAACAUCCGGAAUUGGAUGCGGCGUUGUAUAAUUGGUUUUUAGAGCAACGUGCUAUGGAUAUUGUUGUUAAUGGUGACAAAUUGAAAGAAAUGGCUAAAGAGAUAUAUAAACGUAUAGCGCAACGGGACUUUAAAGCGAGUAGCGGAUGGUUAGAUAAGUUUAAAAAGAGAUAUGGUAUCAAAUUUAACACUUCUGGCACCGCUGGUGAAAAAGCUUCCUUCCAAUCUCAUGACGAAAAUGUGAUUGUUAACUUUGUUAAAUCUUUCAAAGAAAAGGUACAACAACUGGGCCUAAUUCCAGACCAACUGUACUGUAUUGAUGCCAGCAGCGUAUCGACGAAAAUUUUAACUGAUGCUGCUCAUAGAAUGGAAGACAAUGAAGAGAAAACAAUAAACACAGACAAAAUAACAAUUAUGCCCUGUUCAAACGCCACUGGCACUCACAAAUUUAACUUAUUUGUAUGCAGUAAAGAAUCUCUUAAUAAAGAUUUAACACAUUUAUCAUCAAUGUGUUAUUAUAAACAACAAACUAACGCUUGGAUUACCAGAGAUAUAUUUACUGAAUGGUUUCACGACGAAUUUGUACCAACGGUAAGGUCUUUCAUGACCAUGAAUAACUUACCGGAGAAGGCUCUUUUGAUUUUGGACGAAGCACCAGGUUACCCUGAAGAAUAUCAUUUGAAAUCCAACGAUUGGAUGAUUAAUGCCUUUUUCCUACCACCUGAAUGUUCCCAUUUGAUACAACCUAUGAACCACGACCUUAUACAAACUAUAAAGAGUACUUUUAAGAAGAAAAUCUUACUAAACGUUUUAUCGAAGGACGAUGGUGUAAAAAAGAGCCUUCAAGGCAUGAAUAUAACAGAUUUAUUGUAUGUUUUAGCGGAAGCUUGGAAUUCUUGCUCUCCGAAUAUAAUUAGAAGUUCAUGGAAGAAGCUCUGUCCAAACUUAGAGAUAUCUGAAGAGAUUGAUAGUACUAUUAGUAUAGAACAAUUGUUACUAGCGUUGAGAGAUUCAGGAAUUGACGAAAACGGACUUAGGGAUUGGUUGAUCGGGAAGACGGAAGAAAUUCAUGACGUUUUCGAUGAUGAUAUUGGUGAUGUGAAUUUUACUAAAGUUAAGCCAGAAGAUCCAUUGGAGGCGCUUCCCCUUGAUAUUGACGUUUGUGAACAUGGAGUCGUAAAAUCAGAAGACAUUUAAAUAACUUUGGUAAUUUGGUAAACCAGGACAGUCUUUUUUUUUUCUUAUAAGAAGAGAUCGGUUUAUGUUGAGUAUAUUUACCAAAACUUUAUGGCAUUAUAUACAUAUACAUAGAGU